CAGGGUGAGUUAUAAAAAAUCUUUGGCUAAACUAAAGGCUAAAGCUAGCAAGUAACACACGAGUAAAGUGGGUUUCGCCGUCCUAAUGAGGAAUAAUAAGAUACAUACCUAUCAAUAACAUAGUGGGGAACGGCAUAGUUAUCUAUGUGAGUUGUGAUUAUGUAGAUAGCGAUGAAUGAAACAGGAUUUGAAUCACGACUGUCGCUGGACAUAUGAUGGCGACGGAGCUGAGACGCUUUUGGAAGCUGUUUGGGUCACUGAGACGUAUUUUCACUUUCUCACUUCUAUUUUUGUUUGUGCAUUGUCAUACGUGUAAACAUCAAGUCCCAUCUCUGUCGGAGGUUGUCCAUAAAGUAUAUCUGAAGUCGGAAAGAUUAACCAAAAGAAGCUCUGAUCAACAAUUAAAGAUAAAAAUAAUUUAUGAUUCAAGUGUGGAAAAGUUAACCUCAGAUAAAAGAAGACUUGUGAAGGAUAAACUUUUUCCACAAGCAAUUGAUUAUUUACAGAAGGUUUUUCAGGUUCGCCGGAAAUCAGGGCCUAUACUACUCAGCAGACAAUGUGUGACCAAUCAGUAUCUGAGGAAGAAAGAUGACCCUCACCGCUACUGCCAGGGAUCAUGUGCAGACAUCACAAAGUGUGGACCCGUCAUUGUUCCUGAGCAUCAUCUGCAGCAAUGCAAGGUGUGCAGCGAGACAGGGAGGUCGUGUGGCUCGGCAGGGCCUCCGGACGGGAAGGGGGUGGAGGGGGCUGACUUUGUCCUCUACGUCAGCGGGGUGACUACAGAACGCUGUGGACAGGAGAACAUUGUGGCCUAUGCUGCAUACUGUCAGCUGGAGUCUGAGCUGGACAGGCCCAUUGCUGGAUAUGCCAACCUGUGCCCCAAUAUGAUAUCCACCCAACCUCAGGAGUUUGAGAGCAUGCUGUCAACCGUCAAACACGAAAUCAUACAUGCCUUGGGUUUUUCAGCAGGGCUGUUUGCAUUUUAUCAUGAUUAUAAUGGCAAGCCAUUGACACCUCGGUUUGCAAGUGGACUACCAGCAUUCAACGAGAGUUUAGGUCUGUAUCAAUGGAGUGAUGCAGUGAUUCGUAGAGUGAAUCGAUUAUGGGACAUCCGUGGUGGAGUGAUGGUCCGUCAUGAAGUGCAUCUUCUAGUGACGCCUCGUGUUGUGGAGGAAGCGAGGAGACACUUUGGCUGUCCCAUUCUGGAGGGUAUGGAGCUGGAGAACCAGGGAGGGAUGGGUACUGAGCUGAACCACUGGGAGAAGAGGCUACUAGAGAACGAAGCAAUGACUGGAUCGCACACACAAAACAGAGUGUUUUCUAGGAUCACCUUGGCCAUCAUGGAAGACACAGGUUGGUACAGAGCCAACUACAGCAUGGCAGAGAGGCUGGACUGGGGCAAGGGCCUGGGCUGUGACUUUGUGAUGAAAAGCUGUAAGUUCUGGAUUGAAAGGCAACGUCAGAGUCGUAAAGUGGUGACCCCUUACUGUGACACAGUGCGGGCCACACCCCUCCAGCUAACCUGCAGGCAGGACCAGCUGGCUGUGGCUGUCUGCAACCUGCAGAAGUACCCUCAGGACCUACCCCUGGACUACCAGUACUUUGACCAUAUCCCUGAUGUCUCUGUGAGGGACAUUGCCUCCUACGGUGGAGCUGUGGAGAUCGCUGACUACUGUCCCUUCAGCCAGGAGUUCAGCUGGCACCUGAGUGGAGAGUACCAACGCAACUCCUACUGCAGGGUCCAGGAGAACCAACCCGAUUGGUGGAGGAACUAUGGAGCUGAGCAGUAUGGUCCAGACUCUGUGUGUUUGUACCAGAAGACAGCCUUCAUCAUGGAGCAGUGUACCAGGCGCAUGACCUACCCUGACUGGGGAAGUGGCUGUUAUAAGAUGUCUUGCUCUACCCAGGGUCUGACAGUAUGGGUGCAGGAUACUGAGUUUCAGUGUGUGCAUACCGGUCAGCUGCUGAGAGUUAGUGUGCGUGUUAAUGACUGGGUCUACAACGGGGUUCUCGUCUGUCCUGCCUGCUCAGACUUCUGUAGCGCCUGCCCUCCACCACAACAGCUGCCUCCCCUCAAUAGUACCAGGAGAGUUCCUAUUGACCCAUGCUCCAGUUCCUCCAGCUUAGUGGUAACUCUGUGGCUUCUAUUGUUAAACCUCAUCCCUCUGCUAGCUGGAUUUAUCCUGUGUGUGCGGAACUGACUGACUGACUGUGUGGCUGACUGACUGACUGGUUGGGUGACUGACUUACUGACUGCAAGGUCCUCUGCCUGGGGUUGUGUACCAGAUGACACCCUAUUCCCUACAUAGUGCACUACUUUUGAUGGGCUGACUGGGUGGGUGGGUGGCUGGCUGGCUGGCUGGGUGGGU
Molecule: messenger RNA, 2369 nt
Organism: Salvelinus namaycush (lake trout)
Lineage: Eukaryota; Metazoa; Chordata; Actinopteri; Salmoniformes; Salmonidae
Gene: lmln
Product: leishmanolysin-like (metallopeptidase M8 family)
Exons: 17
Coding region: 213-2201 (662 amino acids)
Biological process (GO): cell adhesion; proteolysis
Cellular component (GO): cytoplasm; membrane
Molecular function (GO): metalloendopeptidase activity
Source: RefSeq, a predicted model, not a curated record